Molecule: messenger RNA, 2096 nt
Organism: Amphibalanus amphitrite
Lineage: Eukaryota; Metazoa; Arthropoda; Thecostraca; Balanomorpha; Balanidae
Product: histamine H1 receptor-like
Exons: 2
Coding region: 5-1240 (411 amino acids)
Biological process (GO): adenylate cyclase-activating adrenergic receptor signaling pathway
Cellular component (GO): plasma membrane
Molecular function (GO): G protein-coupled acetylcholine receptor activity
Source: RefSeq, a predicted model, not a curated record
CAACAUGUUCAUCAUGAGCCUAGCGGCGGCUGACCUCAUUGUGGGCGUCUUCGUGAUGCCUCUGGGCUCGCUGUACGCCAUCAAAGGCGAGUGGGUGCUCGGUCUGACCAUGUGCCGGAUCUGGCUCAUUGUCGACUACAUCGCCUCGACGGCGUCGAUCCUGAACCUGUGCAUCCUCAGCUUGGAUCGCUACUGGAGCAUCACGGCGCCGCUCAAGUACCUGCGGCGGCGCACCAAGCGGCGCGCGCUGGCCAUGAUCAGCAGCGUGUGGCUGCUCUCCUCCAGCUGGAUCUGGCCCGUCGUCUUCUUCGACUGGCUCGUGUCGCCGCCGCUGCCCGACGCCGGCACGUCUCUCUGCGAGACCGGAUUCGCCCAGAACCUGGUCUUCAAGGUGGUGGCGGCCAUCUUCAACUUCUACAUCCCGUGGGUGUCGAUGAUGUACCUGUACGUGCGCAUGUUCGCCGUGAUCCGACAGCGCUCCAAGCUGGAGGUGGGCAGGUUCCACCUGGCCAACCGGACCGCCUCGAACGGCGCCGAGCCGGCCGACAAGCAGCGCGUCGAGCGGCGCACGUCCGGCUCGCGGCGCGCACCGCUCGACGGCUCCGUCAGCUACGACAACCUGAUCCUGAUGGCGCUGCCCGACCUCGGCGGCAUGGCGCAGUACGUCGGACGCUACGACGGCCUGCACGUGCAGAUCGAGCUGGCCGAAGACGCCGACGGCGAGUCGGACCAGGCGUCGCUGGGCGGCACACCGGCGCCGCGCCGCCACCGGUCGCGCUCGCGCCGCGCCGGCCGAGGCGCCGUGGUGCUGCAGAACGCGGCGGCGCGCGCGGCGAGCUGCGCCCAGCGGCGCACCUCGCCGACCGGCGGCGGCUCGCCGCAGCUGAACGGCAGCAAGUCGCAGCCCCCGCCGGCCGGCGGCGGCAACAUCAUCCUGCAGCGGGAGAAGAAGGCGGCCGUGCAGCUGGGCGUCAUCAUGGGCGCCUUCAUCCUCUGCUGGCUGCCCUACAGCAUCCUGUUCGUGGCCGUCGCCGUCUGUCCAGACUGCGUCGACGAGAACGUCCACAUGGGCUCCAUCUGGCUGGGAUACCUAAACUCCACGCUCAACCCCGUCCUCUAUCCCCUCUGCAACGCCAACUUUAAACGUGCGUUCAAGCGCAUGCUGGGCUUUUCCCCAUCGCGCGAGUCGCGCAGGAACCAGUCGUCUUCUCAGGCACCCCGGAUGCAUAGCCAGCGCUAGCGGCCGACGCGGUUCAGUGUGUGUUUGGUCUCACUCUCCGAUCCACGGAGAAAUGAACCCACGGCGAGGGAGGACGUGGGAAGGGCCGUAAACAGGUGGCUCCUGACGGCCGCCAGAGACCAAGUGAGGACUGCAGUGAUCCUGCUGUCCGCUGAGCGUGACGGACAUAGCAGACUCUGUGUGGAUCACUCACCGGUGUGAGGUUUGAAGGCAGUGGUGGCAGUCGUCCAGUUGGUGUUGGUAAGGCCUGGCGAGGGAGCGGAGGCGAGUUGCGGAGUCUGUCCAGGACAGAAAGACGACUCACUGUCGAUGUGACCCAGGUUUUUCCGUCAGACAAGGGAGCGAGUGUGUUACUGCAUUACUUCGCGUUAUUAUUGGAGAUGUCAUUCACAGGUCGGCUGUUGUCUGCUUUGUGGAUAGUGUUACCUAUUUGUCAGUGUCGAAUUAAUGUCCACGACGUGAUACGUAAUGACUGGCUGCUGAUUAUCAGCAGUAAGUUGAUAUCAGUGAUAUAUCAAGUGAUGGAUGAUGUACAGCCAAAUAUUAGGGGCGCUAGAGAGCCAUAACUGUUGACAAUCCCUCGGAUCGGAUCUCACUGCUGCAGUCCUGACAGGUGAUUAGUCUGGGCUGGCUAUCGGACUCGUCCAGUUCUGUGAGUGAUGUGAGGAGAUUUGACCGAUCGUGUGAGUCAACAGACCGGCCAGUCGGCCACCUAUCCGCCGUGGCCGCGCUCACCCCGUCCCCUCCCCGCCCGGUCCCCGCCGGUGUCUCCAUGCCCGUCACAAGUACAAUGUUGUCCGCUCCCUGUGAGCUGAGCCGAAUAAACGGCGUAUGUUUGGUGAGUGGUCUCUCUGCG